Messenger RNA from Cylicocyclus nassatus, 381 nucleotides. NCBI's taxonomy places the organism in Eukaryota, Metazoa, Nematoda, Chromadorea, Rhabditida, Strongylidae. The record is from the annotation of a GenBank genome assembly.
AACUUAGCUGAUAGAGAGCGUUUUUUCAGGCAGGCUAACUGAAGAAAAUGAGACUUUUGCUAGUUCUCUUAGCGGUGAUUGUCUUGGCAGAGGGUCACGUCGCGUAUUGGGACUUACCCUUUUGUGGUAUGUGCAAAGAUUUGGUUGGCAAAUUGAAAGGACAUGUUGAAGGAGGAGUUAGCGGUCUUACACAGUUUGCAACCAAGUUCUGUGACAACGUUCCCCUCGUUGCGGAAGGAUGCAAGAGCAUGGUAAAGGAUAAUAUAGACAGAAUUGCGGCAGAAUUAAAGAACAACGUCGAAACGGAAAAAAUUUGUAUUCAUAUGCAACUAUGUUGGUAAAUCCAUAUUCAAUAAAGACUUCACGCUCUGAUGUUUUAGC